This is a messenger RNA of Cyphomyrmex costatus, 553 nucleotides long. Its product is annotated as cysteine-rich with EGF-like domain protein 2. NCBI's taxonomy places the organism in Eukaryota, Metazoa, Arthropoda, Insecta, Hymenoptera, Formicidae. The annotation marks the transcript as partial. The record is from RefSeq and is a predicted model, not a curated record. The transcript has 2 exons.
CUCUCUGUGCUUCCUCUUUGUAAUUUUUUUUUAUAAAUAUUGUAGUCGUGUCGAUAGCCGGUACGCUAUAAUGCGAGUGCCGACCAGUAUUGUUUUUCUUAGCAUUUUUGUGAUCCUCUCGACUUGCAUGAGCAGCAUUCAAUGCGAGAAAGGAAAGUUGGAUCAAGAAGAUCUUAAAUCCCAAAAAUUUCCAUCCUGCGCAGCAUGCAAACUGCUUAUUAAUAGUUUCAAAAAGGGUUUUGAAAAGACAAGUCGUGGAAAGUUUGAAGGCGGUGAUAGUGCUUGGGAGGAGGACAAAUUAGGCUCGUAUUCAAGAAGCGAAAUACGAUUGAUUGAGAUACAAGAGAACUUGUGUAAAGAUGUCGAGCGUGGCCAGGUGCAGUGCCAAUCUUUAGCCGAAGAAUUAGAGAGUCAGAUAGAAGAAUGGUGGUUUAAACAUCAAGAUACUCAUCCAGAUAUACAUGAUUAUAUUUGCAUUGAAAAGACAGAGCGUUGUUGUCCAAAGGAUCAUUAUGGCCCGAAUUGUACGCAGUGUCCAGGAUACCCAGAUAAC